UCUGGUCUCUUAGCUAAAGAAUCAAAUAACAUUGCAGGUACACAAUUGAAAUAUACUGAACCAAAAGACGCAGCAUCUCCACCAAAUUCACCAGAUUAUUACUUGUUUAUUUUUAAAAAAGGUUCUAAAAUACCUAGAGAGUAUAAAUUAAAUCAUAAGAAAUUCCAUCUGAUAGGGAGAGAUGAAAAAUUAGUGGAUUUGGAGACUGAUGAUGAUACUUGUUCCAAACAACAUGCUGUCAUUCAAUUCAGAUCAAGACCAAUAACUGAUGAUCAAGGAAAGACUACACAACAGGUGAAACCAUACAUUAUUGAUCUAGAAUCUAGUAACGGUACUUUUCUAAAUGGCCAAGAAAUACCCACAUCGAGAUUUAUUGAACUACAAGCUGAAGAUACAAUUAGAUUUGGUAUUUCCGAAACUGAUCAUGUAUUAGUU
Messenger RNA from Hansenula anomala, 435 nucleotides. RefSeq names its product Pml1p (gene PML1). The transcript has a single exon. Gene Ontology annotation, molecular function: mRNA binding; protein binding. The record is from RefSeq and is a predicted model, not a curated record. Gene Ontology annotation, biological process: maintenance of RNA location; mRNA splicing, via spliceosome. Gene Ontology annotation, cellular component: nucleus. The annotation marks the transcript as partial. NCBI's taxonomy places the organism in Eukaryota, Fungi, Ascomycota, Saccharomycetes, Phaffomycetales, Wickerhamomycetaceae.